Messenger RNA from Clunio marinus, 285 nucleotides. The record is from the annotation of a GenBank genome assembly. Lineage: Eukaryota; Metazoa; Arthropoda; Insecta; Diptera; Chironomidae.
AUGAAAUUUCUUUUACUCUUUUUGAUAGUUGUUUGUGCAUCAUCAUUCAGUUCAUCACUUUAUUGUUUUAAUUGUCUUGAAAAACCGGAACUUCAAAAUUCUUGUGUACAUGCAAGAUUCUUGAAUAUUGAAUUAAAAAUGGAACUAAGGUGUAUUGAACCCUGUUGGUGUAUUAAACCCAGUCCGAUAUUUUUGAGGGACUACCUAGGACUGCCAGUACUUUUUGCCGGACACAAUAUCGCUGUGCACUUCAAUCACUCAACUUACCGAAAUCUGUAUGAAUAA